Messenger RNA from Macrobrachium nipponense, 3295 nucleotides. It is a transcript of the gene shakB, whose product is annotated as innexin shaking-B-like. Gene Ontology annotation, molecular function: gap junction channel activity. NCBI's taxonomy places the organism in Eukaryota, Metazoa, Arthropoda, Malacostraca, Decapoda, Palaemonidae. The record is from RefSeq and is a predicted model, not a curated record. Gene Ontology annotation, cellular component: gap junction; plasma membrane. The transcript is spliced from 3 exons. Bases 110 to 817 code for a protein of 235 amino acids.
AAAAAAAACUACCUGUUCCUCCACACCAAAUUCGUCGUCGUCGUCGUCUGUUGCAUGACGUCCUUGCCCUUUAAUCUUGCAGGCAAUAUGCUUCUAUGCGCCGAGGUGGAUGUGGAAAAAUUGGGAAGGUGGGAAAAUCCAUGCCCUUAUGAUGGAUCUCGACGUGGGCAUCUGCUCUGAAGUAGAGAAAAAGCAGAAGAAGAAGCUUCUGCUGGACUACCUCGCCGACAAUCUCAAACACCACAACUGGUGGGCCUACAGGUACUUCUUCUGUGAGCUCCUGGCAUUCCUCAACGUCGUAGGUCAGAUGUUCCUGAUCGACCGCUUCCUGGGAGGGACUUUCCUGACCUUCGGUUUGGACGUGAUCAAGUUCAUGGAAGAUGACCAAGAGGUGCGAGUUGACCCGAUGAUCUUCGUCUUCCCUCGUAUGACCAAGUGUUCCUUCAGCAAAUUUGGCACGUCAGGGGAGCUGGAGCGCUACGACUCCCUCUGCAUCCUGCCCAUCAACAUCGUCAACGAGAAAAUCUACAUCUUCCUGUGGUUUUGGUUUCUCCUCUUGGUGUUCCUGACGUUUUUCGUCCUGCUGUACAGACUGAUGAUCAUCCUCAGUCCUCGCAUGAGGGCCUACCUGCUCUGUCUCCGCUUCAGACUCAUCAACAAGGAGGUCAUCAACACCAUUGUCAGGAAAAGCAAGAUGGGCGAUUGGUUCCUCUUCUACAUGCUGGGUCAGAACGUUGACACCCUCAUCUUCAAAGAGGUCAUGCACGAGUUGGCCAAGAGACUGGGCCACGCCUCCAAAGACUUCGGGGAGCCUUGAACCGCCUGUAAAUAGCUGCAGGGUUUGUAACCUCGUCUGUGAUCCUACGCAACUAGUUUAAGAUAGCGUCCCAGUUAAGAGAUCCCCUCCUGUAACACAUCGUCAAGCCUACUUCAUCCAAGAUCAGUACUAUGUAGAUGUACUUUACUCAUACAGCUCAAGAUUUCCUCAAUGAUCUCUUCUUCAAGUAACAGUUGCUGUUGCUAUGCAGCAAAUUUUUUACAUGUCAGUCAGUUUUAUGGCUGUUAGAACUGGUAAAUGAUAAAGAUGAAAAUAAAUAAUUAUAUAUAAAUAUAAAUAUAAAUAUAUAUAUAUAAUGUAUAAAUAUAUAUUGUGGUGAAAGUUUUUCGGCUAUAACCCUGGUCGCGAGAAGCGUUGAGUUCAAAUGAAUGAUUGAGUGAUUGUAGAGGGUCGUCAGACCUAAGAAACCAGGAUCAUAGGGCCUCUCUGUAACAGAUUGUGUCAAGUUAUUUACCAAGUUAGGAUGGUGGACAGUAGUAUGCCUCUUAGGUAAAAUGCCACUUCCAAAGCUCCUCUUCAACACAGCUUUUCCUUACCAGUGAGCUUCUGUCAUUGCAAUCACUUCGUUCUAUAUCCCAUGAUCUCUAUUCUUGCAAGAAAUCUGCAGAAGAAAAUACAUCAUAUGAAUUGCUAUUCUUUUAUCAGCCAAAAGUACAUUUAUGAUUUAAUGAGUGAAGUAUGAGUGAAUUAAUGAUGUCUUAUUUAAAUAGUUUAAUCACAACUGUGAUUCUGCUGUCAUUCCUAAACACCAUUUCAGAGCUUUGAAUGAAUGGUGAAAAAUUGAUUAUUGUAUCUUUUUUUUUCAUUCAGAUCUUUAGUGCGCAUGUGGCGACGGUUAAAAUGUCAUGUGAUUAUAUUUUCUUGCUAAAGAUGCUUUUCAGAUAAAGACAAUAAGAAUUUUUCGAAAGACUGAAAUGCAAUUUACUUACUGUGCUCCACCCAUAAACUUGGUAUUUAUGUUUUAUAUUUCUUACUGUAUACUAACUGUACAUAACAAUUCAAAUAUUAACAGCUACGCUUUUAAGGGAUUUAAAGAGCUGUCUAUAUUUGAGAGUUGGACUUGUAAGUAAAAAAAAAAAAAUGACAUGUUGUAGGUAUUGGUAUAGUCUUUUACUCAAGUGACCAAUCCUAAAUGAACAUUACAGUCUGAAAUAAAGAUGCCCAGCAGAAAAAAAGGGGGAAUUGAAGGAUUAAUCCCAAGUCAAUAAACGUGUAAAAGUUGGCCAUUCAGUCCACUUAAAAGGAAUUUAGUAAGUGACGAAGUCUACAUCGAAGCCAAGAUGAAACAAUGAAAUGUUAUGUACUGUACACUAGGUAAAAGAAAACAACCAGACUUGGGGUCUAGACUUUUCAGAUGAAACAGAACCCUCUGGGAUUUGAAGUUAAAUCACAUUAAGAAUAAGGGGAUGAAAGAUGCCUACAAUGAAGUGAUGCCUGUGAUGAGUGUAACAGGGGGGAUGAAUUCUCUCUUCCUCAUAAGAAAACUUUGAGUAUCCCAAUACAGUCACAAAAACCUUCUAACAAUCAGUGUACUAAAAAAUAUGACAAGAAAAAGUAGGAAAAUGUCAUUCUAGAAAGCUUUGUGAUUUGGAACAGAGGAACUUGAACACAAUUUGUAUAUAGUUAAGAUUGAAGUGGAGUAUGGUAUUUUUGUUUUGUGAAUCUUAAAACUCACUAGCCACAAGUGGCCAAUUGUAUAGAAAAAGAGCAGUCUAGUGAUCAUCAGGAAAAUAUAUAUCUCAAAAACAAUGACCGACUUGACUCCUGAAAAUCUCUCUCAAGUAUACUGAUUGAUAGAGUGUUGAAGUGUCGAGGGCAGAUUCUAAGUUUUAUUGUAAUUGGCCCUUACGGUCACCUGGUAAUACUACCCCGCUACAUUAGCUGGGGUUAAUUUCUCAGUAAUAGUUAUCUCCAGUUUAGGAUGGGACUCUGUUGUUUCUUGGUAAUUUAACAUCUUUUUCCCAGUUUCUCAUUUUUUCAUAGAUUAUAUGUGUACAGAAUCAUUUUUGGCUCCUAGAAUUACAAAAACAAAAAAAAUUAAUGUCCUUAAUCAUAAAUUUUAGCCUAAUAUGUAAGCUUAUUUUACUCCCACAUUUGUAAAUAUUCUUUUUUUCUAGUCUCAAUGAUUCGUCAUUCGGUGUGGCAUUAUAUGACCGAUUUACAGACUUGUGGAACAAAAGUAGUUUUUUCCAGAUAAUAUGUACAUUUUUACUUUAUGCAAACUCUAGGAAAAAUAUAUAUUAAAAUAAGAUAGUUUUCUCUAACAUUUUGAAGAACUCUUUUCAAGUUCGACAAACUAUUGGUCAUUGGUCAACUCCCAAUAAUGUGUGAAUUACUCAUACAAGUAACUUUAAAAAUCUUAUUCGUAGAAAGCGUAGACAUAGAUUAAUAGUCUAGUAUUCUAUUAGAGCCGUUUUAGCUAUUAGGUCAUAUAAAAAGUUGUUUUAUGCUGCUCAA